Owenia fusiformis is the source of this 461-nucleotide messenger RNA. The record is from the annotation of a GenBank genome assembly. NCBI's taxonomy places the organism in Eukaryota, Metazoa, Annelida, Polychaeta, Sabellida, Oweniidae.
AAAUUGGCUCUCACGCUACUAUCAAAAACGGGUCCUUACAGUUUAUACGACAAGGUAAAACAAUGGCUAUGUAAUCUUAGCACUAACAUAGCAAUCGACCCUGGGUUCCAGAUAGUGAAUGAUGAUGUUGUUUCAGCGUUUGAUAACAAUCAAAUAUUAAAGAAAACGUGGAACGUAAGUAAAAACAAGAAGUUCGAAUGUAGUGUUGUAACAAUGAUAUGCACGUUUACUAUAGGAAACUCUGGCGCGCAAAAGAAUCCAAAUAUAGCACCAGGAACGUGGAAGCACAGAACACUGUCAAACCAACAAGUUGAGCGAAUUAAAAGAGCUGAUAUUUACAAACAACAUCACGAUGAAAAGCUCGAUACAUUUUUGGAAGAAAGAAUGCAUCAAGUGUAUUCUGAGCAAGUGGAAAAUGAAACCACUUAUCAGGAUGAAAUAGAUACAAACGUUAUUACUGU